Kockovaella imperatae is the source of this 1070-nucleotide messenger RNA. RefSeq names its product P-loop containing nucleoside triphosphate hydrolase protein. Bases 17 to 1066 code for a protein of 349 amino acids. Gene Ontology annotation, molecular function: DNA clamp loader activity; ATP binding; ATP hydrolysis activity. NCBI's taxonomy places the organism in Eukaryota, Fungi, Basidiomycota, Tremellomycetes, Tremellales, Cuniculitremaceae. The transcript has 7 exons. Gene Ontology annotation, biological process: DNA repair; DNA-templated DNA replication. The record is from RefSeq and is a predicted model, not a curated record. Gene Ontology annotation, cellular component: Elg1 RFC-like complex; DNA replication factor C complex; Ctf18 RFC-like complex.
AUUCGUCCUUCUGUCAAUGUCCACCAUGGCUUCCUCAUCCAAGGGCAAGAUGCCUGCCGCUCCGACGGUCAAGCAUGCCGAUGCAGAGGGGUAUGAGAUGCCUUGGGUCGAGAAAUACAGACCGAUACUUUUAUCUGACAUUGUGGGCAACAGUGAGACGGUGGAGCGUCUCAAAGUCAUUGCGGAGGAUGGUAACGUGCCGCAUAUCAUCUUGUCGGGCAUGCCGGGAAUAGGGAAGACGACAUCGAUUCAUUGUCUGGCUCAUGCUCUGCUAGGCGAUGCUUACAAAGAGGGCGUCCUUGAGCUCAAUGCUUCAGACGAAAGAGGUAUCGACGUUGUUCGAAACAAGAUUAAAAGUUUUGCUCAACGUAAAGUGACUUUACCGGCUGGAAGACACAAGAUCAUCAUAUUGGACGAAGCAGAUUCGAUGACCUCGGGCGCUCAACAGGCAUUACGACGGACUAUGGAGAUUUAUUCCAAUACAACCCGUUUCGCACUCGCUUGCAACAUGUCGAACAAGAUCAUCGAACCCAUUCAAUCAAGAUGCGCUAUCCUGAGGUAUACCAAGCUCAAGGACGCCGAGGUAUUGAAGAGGCUAAAGGAGAUCUGUGAGAUGGAAGGUGUCAAAUCUUCUGAUGAAGGACUCGCCGCCCUCAUCUUUACGGCCGAAGGUGAUAUGCGUCAGGCUAUCAACAACCUGCAAUCUACCUGGUCAGGAUUUGGCUUCGUUUCGCCUGAAAAUGUCUUCAAAAUUUGCGAUCAACCUCAUCCGCUCGUCGUUCAAACAAUGAUCAAACACUGCCAAAAGGGCGAAAUUGACCAAGCGCUCGCUCGAAUCGAUGCGCUGUGGGAUCAAGGAUACAGCGCGGUGGAUAUCGUCGUGACUGUUUUCAGAGUCGUCAAGGGGAUGGAGGAGCUGCCAGAGUACACCAAGUUGGAGUUUAUCAGGGAGAUUGGCUGGACGCACAUGCGGAUUCUGGAAGGCGUGGGCACUCUGGUCCAACUCGGAGCCAUGAUCGCUCGUCUGUGCCGCAUGUCCAUUCCUCCUGAGAUGCUCAAGCUCUGAUGGA